This is a messenger RNA of Danio aesculapii, 7288 nucleotides long. RefSeq names its product prominin 1a (gene prom1a). The coding region runs from base 260 to 2848 and encodes 862 amino acids. The transcript has 26 exons. Gene Ontology annotation, molecular function: cholesterol binding. The record is from RefSeq and is a predicted model, not a curated record. Lineage: Eukaryota; Metazoa; Chordata; Actinopteri; Cypriniformes; Danionidae. Gene Ontology annotation, cellular component: apical plasma membrane; microvillus; prominosome.
CGACACACACACCUCACUGGCUCAUCAGUCGUGUGUUUUUUUCCUUAUCGCGGGGCAUCAGACUGACUGACCGCCGACAGACACCGAGCCCCGCCGUGAACCUGCAGGAGGACCCGCUCUCCUGGGGGAGCAUGAUUAUCAUGACGCGCUCGCCGGACAGCAGGACUUGAGACCUGCGGUUUAUCAGUGAUUGUGUCUUACUGAACACCCAGAAUCUCCACUUCCAUCAUCUGGAUUUGCUUCAACCCUAGAACUCAUCAUGCUUUGGAAAACGGCACUGAUUUUUCUGUGCUGGGGCUUGACGUCCGGGGAGCUCCAGGACGGGCAGUCCGCCACUCCUGCUGCUCCAGCGCGGAGAACUUUGGAUUUCGGCUUCGUCCCCUCCGGAGUUUACGAUACUGUUGCCUAUUACGAGCCUGGAGCCAUUGGGAUUUUAUUUAACAUGAUGCACGCUUUCCUCUUUGUGGUUCAGCCCAACCCGUUCCCUGAAGAUCUCGUCAUUAGCGCGGCAAAGGAUAAAUUUGGAGCCAUACAAUCAGAGUACCAGAAGGUGAUUUAUUAUGAGCUUGGUUUUGUGGUGUGUGCGGCACUGGGCCUGCUGUUCACCGUGCUGCUGCCACUGGUCGGGCUUCUCUUCUGUUUGUGCCGCUGCUGUGAUAACUGUGGAGGAGAGAUGCACCAGAGACAGAGGAAGAACGCAGACUGCCUACGAGGACUGCUGACCACACUCUUACUCACCACCACCUUCAUCAUCACGGCUGGGGUCCUUUGUGCAUAUGCAGCCAAUCAGAACCUGAGUUCUCAGCUGAAGGGCAUGAGGAGGCUGGUGAAGAGUAACCUGAAAGACCUGCACACCUUCGCCAAUCAGACGCCUGCACAAAUUGAUUACCUGAUCUCUCGCUACGGCACCGUGAAGGAGCAGGUGCUGCAUGAUCUGGAGAAUGUAGGUGUGAUCUUGGGUGGAAGGAUACAUGAGGAGCUGGGCAAAGAUGUAAAGCCUGCUCUCGAUGCCACUCUCAGCAUGACCGGAACAAUGCGAGAUACUAAGGACGCUCUGGAGAAUGUGAGUCUGACCCUGGAGACUCUGCAGGAAGGAACAGUCAAACUGCAGGCAAACCUGAGUCUGGUGCGCAACAGCCUGAGAAAUGCCCUGAACGACCCCGUCUGUGUGGAUGCUCCAGCACCGGAGAUCUGUCGGAACAUACGCAACUCCAUUCCCAAGCUCGAAAUCGCAGCCAACUACUCAUCGUUGCCUGAUGUAACCGACCAGUUAAAUAAAGUGAAUGAAGUUCUGAAGACGGAUCUCAGUCAGAUUGUGGCAAAGGGGAUUGCAUCCUUUAAUGACACUCCUGCCAUGGUAACCAAUCAAACCCGAAAUAUUGUUGAAGGCGUAAAGGCUCUGCUGGAUGACAUUGGAAAUAACAUCACCUCUUUCAGCAAGAUGUUGCCAGUUCACAGCUCUCUGGCCAACUUCACCAGAAUGAUCUCUCACACACACUCGCAGAUUGAGGACAUCUACCCGCAGAUCGAUCAGAUGGAUUUCUACAGGUGGAUCGGUUGCAUUACCCUGUGCUGUAUGAUUGUGCUUAUCCUCACCUUCAAUUUUCUGGGUCUGUUGUGUGGUAUUUUGGGAUUCGACAGACACGCUUCCCCGACCACACGCGGCUGUGUCUCCAACACAGGAGGGAACCUGCUCAUGGCCGGUGUGGGCUUCAGCUUCCUGUUCUCCUGGGUGCUCAUGGGAGUCAUAACAGCUUUGUUCCUAGCAGGAGGCAAUCUGGAGAAGCUCGUGUGUGAGCCCUUCCAAACACGACAGCUCUUCAAGGUGUUAGAUACUCCAUACCUGGUCAAUUCUGCUUGGAGAAACUUCAUACCAGGAUACCUGUACAACGACCCAGAGAUGGACCUUACAGCAUAUUCUCUUUACAGUAACUGUAAGGACAACAGAGGGAUUUACUCAGCUCUUCAUCUGGACAGAAUCUUCAACAUCUCAUCCUUCUUUAACACCAGUGUUUACUCCAAGGAUGUGUCCAGGAAGUUUGAAGGGCUAAAGGUGGACCUGCGGGGCAUCAUUCUUCUGGAGUCUGAAGGCAAACUCAACCUCCAAAGCUUCGCUGAAACUGGCAUUAAUGAGAUCGACUUUGCUGCCUAUUUAGAGGAGGUUAAUAAAGGAGUGACUCGAAUAGAUCUCAUUGAUUUCGCCAAUCAACUCGAUGCUCAAGCUGACCAGUUGUCUAAAGGGACAUUACAGACUUCGUUAAAGGGACACGCAAACACUAUAAGGCAGAUCCACAUCCAGCAAGUCAUCCCACUGGAGCAGUCCAUGAAAUAUGUGAAAGCGAGGAGCACACUUAAUCAGAGCAUCAGGCUUCUGGAAAGGACGUCCUCAGAUCUGCCUCUCCGGGUUCGAGAUGUACUUGAAGCUGUUGAUGCUGCUCAGUACCUGAUUUCCCACAAUGCAACAUUUGUGAUCAAUCAGGAAACUGAGAAAUACAAGCAGAAUAUCAUUGGCUAUUUCAAGCAGUACAUAGACUGGAUCAGGACAUCUCUGGCACUGGAGGUCGCAACUUGCAAACCGCUCAGCAACAUUGUGGACACGGUGGAGAUCCUGGGCUGCGGUUUCUUGCUGGAUUCAAUGAACACAUUCUGGUUUGGACUGGGCUGCUCCACACUCUUUCUGCUCCCUAGCAUUAUCCUGUCUGUCAAGCUCGCCAAGUUUUACCGCAGAAUGGACACAGAGGAUGUUUAUGACGACAUUGAGACAUUUCCCAUGAAAACCAUCCCUACCUAUGACACUAUGACCCGCUUCCCACGGGCCUCUGCGCCCCCACGCCACGAUGACUGGUGACUCUGAGGACCACCGUCUGCUUUUAGCUACUGAAAGGUACCGAGAGCUGAAGAUGAGCGCAAACGGGUUUGAUUUUCCAUAACAAGCAUCCUCCCAUUCAACUAAAUACAUCUGUGUGGUUGUUGUCUAACAUUCUCAUCCUCAUAUAUUAACCCAAACUUCAUCUUUAUCAUUCAUCUGUCUUUUUCUGUCACUGCACCAACAGCAUGCUUGGUUUUUGCAUCUCCUGCCUGGAUAAGUGCUGAUGGUUCUGCAAAGCUUUGUGUGAAUUUACUUCUUUCUUAGGGUCCAUCACUAAUCACUGGCCUGUAUCAUUGUGAUCUGCCAAUGUUUGACUUCAAACAUUCCUGACAGCUCUGCAAACAGAUAGAUGCCAGCGCUCGCUGUGUGUUUUGUUUCUUUACCUUGGUCUAAAAAUCUCAUCUCCUGUCUCACAUCUCUUCAUCCGUGUCUCUAUUUGCCGUUUAUUGCUCAUUUUGAAGCAGCGCAGCAGGUUUAAUUCUGCAAUGUUUGUUUCUUUACUCACGCAGCGAUAUUGGACACUGGAAUUGAAUCUUUGUGGAAUACUCUCCAUGUUGAACAGCAGGCUCAGCUCAGACUGACGACACUAAGAAAAGGAAACUCACAUACUUGAAGCUGGGACCUGUUGUCUGUGUUUCUCCGUAACACCAAUCGAAACCACUUUCAUCAAAAUGUCUUGUUUUUGACUGUUUUGCACGUUAAUGAUUAUUAGUACUGUGCUCUGACAUCACUUCCUGUCAGUCAGAGAGGCUUCACAGUAUAUGGCUGUUUAACUACUACAUGUGUCUUUGUUUACAGUCGUUGAGAAAUCACGUGUGACGGGCAUAACCAUGCUUCAACUGCUGCAUUCCUGUGUAUUUUUUUUUUUAUAGUGCUUUUUAACAUUGUGGAAAAUUGAACACGUCGAGGUCGAGUCCACUGAGAGGCCGAAGGGAUUUUUAUUGAAACAGAGCAAGCCAGCCACCCGUGAGCCACAAACAUUACACAUAAACAACAGUGUAGAUCGAAAAUAUACUAGCUAGUGCUAGUUCAGUCCAGACAAAUGUUGUUAAGCCAUGUCAAGGGUGAAUGCUUUGUUGCCUUUUUCAGAUUUGUAGCUUGUGGUGAAAGUCACAGGAGCGGGUGUUUGACUAAUUUAACCUAUAGAUCACUAAUAUCUGACUAAUGAUUCAAUGAGCAUGUAUUUAUGCUCAUUUUGGUACUCUUGAGCAUUUCUGGUUGAUUUGGCUUUUAGAGGAUCUUGGUAACAACACGUGCUUAGUUUUUCUUAAGAUACAAGUGCUUUUAAUGAGAUUCCGCUUUAGGGGUGUGUGAUAUUUAUUACAGUAUAUAUUAUUAUAUUUUAAUUGGGCUUUUAACAAUGAUGUUGUAACUAAUAUUGCAACAAAACAAAAAGCAGAAACACGUUAUGCGAUCAUUUUCACUUCAGCUUCCUUUAUUUUUGUCUUUCAAAGCAUCACAGUGCUGUAAUGCAGAAUGAAAUUACGUUGCAACAACACCCAGCAAGAACAAAAAAUACAUCAGAAAACACUGUAAAAACCUAACAAUAAAUAUGCUUUUGUAAUUUCAUAAAUAAAUAAAUAAUAUAGUUAUGUAUAAAAUGUUAACUAAUUUAAAAUGACAGAAAGAAAUGAAUAAAUACUUAAAUACGUAUUGCACAGAGAAUCCAGAGGCUUUGGAUGCAUGAGGAAUUAUAGUGUCAUUCGAAUAUAAUUCUGUAAACAAGGCAGUGUUUAGUUUCUAAAUGAGUCUAUUUUUGAGAUAAUUAAGUCAGUGAUUCGUUAAUGACAGUCACUAGCUUUGUUUCUGAAUGAAUCAUCCUCUUUGAAUGAAUCAUUUGAAUGAACGAAUCAGUGACUGAAUCCAAAAUCACAUGCUCUUCUUUGUGACUGCUAAUAAAGUAUGUUAUAGGCAAUUUAAAUGUAAUCUUAAUGAACUAUAUUUGCCAUAUUGAGAAUUUCUUCUGACUGAAUCCACGAUGAAUUAUAGUGUCAUUCGAAUAGAAUUCAAGUUAUGAAAUCAAAAUAAACGGGUGUAUUUUAGUUUUUUAAUGUUUGUUAUUGGCGAUGUUACACAACAGUGCCAUUUCCUGAACAUAAGCACAUCAACAUAACUGAUUUAAAAGUUCAUAUUGAGUUACAUUAAACACCCAAUAUUGUCCGCUUUUCAGUUUCGCCAAUGAAAACAUUUCCAAACUAAUCCAUAUUUGUGCAGAGCAACAAUGCAGUGUUUAGUUUCUAAAUGAAUCUAUUUUGGAGAUAAUUAAGUCAGUGAUUCGUUAAUGACAGUCACUAGCUUUGUUUCUGAAUGAAUCAUCCUUUUUGAAUGAAUCAGUGACUGAAUCCAAAAUCACAUGCUCUUCUUUGUGACUGCUAAUAAAGUAUGUUAUAGGCAAUUUAAAUAUAAUCUUAAUGAACUAUAUUUGCCAUAUUGAGAAUUUCGUCUGAGACUGAAUCCAUGAUGAAUUAUAGUGUCAUUCGAAUAGAAUUCAAGUUAUGAAAUCAAAAUAAACAGGUGUAUUUUUUUAUGUUUGUUAUUUGCGAUAUUACACAAGAGUGCCAUUUCCUGAAUAUAAGCACAUCAGCAUGAUUGCAAAUACUGAUUUAGUUGGACAAACUUUCUUUUAAAGUUAAUAUUGAUUUACAUUGAGCACCCAAUAUUGUCCGCUUUUCAGUUUCGCCAAUGAAAACAGUUUCAAAAUAAACCCUAUUUGCAGCAACAAUGCAGUGUUUGAGAUAACUAAGUCAGUGAUUCGUUAAUGUCAGUCACUAGUUUCUGAAUCAAUCAUCCUUUUUGAAUGAAUCAUUUGAAUGAAUGAAUCAGUGGCUGCAUCCAAAAUCACAUGCUCUUCUAGAGUAGCUAUUUAUUUUGAUUAAGUACUUUGUGACAGCUAAUAAAGUAUGUUAUAGACAAUAUAAAUGUAAUCUUGAUGUACGAUAUUCACCAUAAUAAGAAUUGUGUCAUGCUGUUUUUGGCCUACAUGUAGGGAAGUAUGCAAUUUUGGAUGCAGCCAAUGAAUUGCUCCUAAUGACUGGAACUUGUCGCCACCUACGAACCAUUUUAGCAUCCUGGACAAAGCUAAACUAUUCAAAGCACCAGCAUAAACAUGGGUUUUUAAUAUUGCACACCCCUAUCUCUGUUCUUUUUGCCCAACAUUUCUGACAUCUGCUGCAUUUUUACUUUAGUUUAGACCAGGCAUGUCCAAGCUCGGUCCUGGAGGGCCGGUGUCCUGCAAAGUUUAGUUCCAACCCCAAUCAGACACACCUGGGCUAGCUAAUCAAGCACUUACUAGGCUUUCUAGAAACAUCCGUGCAGGUGUGUUGAGGCAAGUUGGAGCUAAAAUCUGCAGGACACCGGCCCUCCAGGACCGAGUUUGGACACCCCUGGUUUAGACCCUUUUUUUUUUGCUUUUUCUCAAGAUAACCACUUAUCAAUAGAAUAGAAAGUUAUCCUUGUUUUGGAUAUGCUAACAACACUCGAGAAUUCUAUAUGCAGAUAUACUUCAUACAAAAACCAGAGAAUGAGCUAAAAACCUGCAUUGGAUUCCUUGUAGUCGAGCUGAUUAUUUCUAGAAGUUGGCCUUUUUUGGGUUAUAAGGAAAAUGAAGACUUGAUUAGUUUAUUGCUCUGCCAUAAUUAUUCAUCUCAGACACACUUUUUCAAUAAUGGCCUCCAAGCCUCAUCUGUCUUUUUUGGAUACAGCCAAUGAAUCGCUCCUAAUGACGGACUUAUCGCCACCUACGAAAUGUUUUAGUAUCCUGGACAAAGCUAAACUAGUCAAAGCACCAGCAUAAACAUGGGUUUUUUAAUAUUGCACACCCCUAUCUCGGUUCUUCAUUUCGCUGAGCGCAUUAAACACAGUGUUGAAUUGCUGUAAACCACAGAAGUUUGCUUUCUGACAUCAAAUCUUGUUUCAUCAUAGCUCUCAGGUCUUAGGGCUUUUUGUUUACGUGAUAAAACAAUGUUUGUUAACGUGUUUAGUCGACUUUAAAAUGAGUGAAUGUACCUCAGAGACAUUUGCUUGUACGAGAGCCCAUUUACAACCACUUUUACGAAGCCUGUUUAACGCUGUCAUACUCAUGGACUAUUAUUUCCGCCAAAUAUUUCAGCUGUUUAGAGACAUAACGUCAGGUGCUACAUGUUUUUUGCUCAGAUCCUUCACUCAUUUUGUAUAUGACAGUGUUAUUAGGGCCUCAGGUAAAAUGUUGUACUUGAUUUCUUUCUGGAAAAGUCCCUUCACCUCACAGUCUCACUGUUUUUGCCAUACCACGCGUAGCAUGCGCAUACUUAGUGUUCAAGCUUGCUCAAGAUGUUUAGUUGUGGUGGGCCUGGUCGUCAGUGCCAUCGGUUUUCAAGUCCAUGUGGUUAGGCUGGCUAAAACUGUAAAAUAUUGUGAAUAAAAUUUCAGAUGAAAAUAACA